AUGGACAAACACGCGAAGGCGUCGAAACUUCCUUCGGGGGGGAAGGGGGAGAGGCGUUUAAGCAUGUUCGAGAAAGACAACUAUACACAGAUCGUAAAAGACAGAAUGAGAAGUUCAAGCCAUGAAGUUCACGGUAUGGAACCAAUGGAUGAUGAAUCGUUUGCAGAGUUUGGAAGAAGUGAAAUAUUUACAUUGAAGACUAGCAUUGCAAAAAUAAGAUAUGCCAAUACAUACAAAAUGGAGCCAUAUAGGAAAUUCCAGGCUCAUUUAGUAAGAAACAAAGCUCAACAUAUACUAACGCAACGACUUCAAGAAACCAAGUAUAAUGGUGCGACUAGUAGCUUCUUGUGUAAUUCAAUCUCAGAAGAAAUAUUAACAGCUGUCAAGGACAUGGGCUUUGAUCGCUAUAAGUACGUAGUAACAGUUCUAAUCUUGCAAAAGACUGGUCAGGCAAUAAAAAUCUCCAGCAGAUGGGUCUGGGAUGUUGCAAGGGACAACUGGGUUUCAGCUAAAUGUGAAACAGAAUCCUUUGUUUCAUUGGCUUUGAUAAUGGCUUGUUACUAUGAGUAG
Molecule: messenger RNA, 570 nt
Organism: Malaclemys terrapin pileata
Lineage: Eukaryota; Metazoa; Chordata; Testudines; Emydidae
Gene: DYNLT2
Product: dynein light chain Tctex-type 2
Exons: 4
Coding region: 1-570 (189 amino acids)
Biological process (GO): microtubule-based movement
Cellular component (GO): cytoplasmic dynein complex; cytoplasm
Molecular function (GO): dynein intermediate chain binding
Source: RefSeq, a predicted model, not a curated record